This is a messenger RNA of Pyricularia grisea, 2325 nucleotides long. RefSeq lists its product as uncharacterized. The record is from RefSeq and is a predicted model, not a curated record. NCBI's taxonomy places the organism in Eukaryota, Fungi, Ascomycota, Sordariomycetes, Magnaporthales, Pyriculariaceae. The coding region runs from base 1 to 2325 and encodes 774 amino acids. The transcript has 2 exons.
AUGGCGCGCCCCCGUCGCUCAACGCGCCUGGCCGCGAAUGCUGCUCCGGAGGAAUCGACCCUCCCUAAACAAGAGCUCGGCUCGGUGGAAGAGACUGACGAGACCACUCCCGUCGAGAAGACCCCGGCCAAGAAGAGCAAGCUUCCCAAAAGCAGCAGGUCAACCAGAGGCAAAGCAGCAAAAAGUCAACCAGUGGAGAGCAGCCCAUCUCGCGCUCUCGACACUGCUAAAGAUGAGACCCAUGCGGCUUCCUCCCCUUUCCCGCGAACCCCGGCAUCAUCUGCAAUCAAGCCGCCGGCAACAGAGAUGCAUCCCGAGCACUACCACGCUUCUACCGCCGCUCCUUCUUCUGCUUUGCACCUUGGAUUCUCGGAUAUCAAUCCCGCAGGCCCUUUGAACUCAUCACCUACAAUGGAGGUGACGCAGAGAGCGGCAGCUGCACCAUCGCGCAGGACUAGCACGGUGCCAUCAGCACCAUUCACUUUCCAUCUUGAAAACCCUAGCGCCGCGACUGGCGGCCUUAGUGAACGUACUAAAGCACUUCUGGAAGAUAUGCGUGGCGACAUUGAGCAAAUCGCGGCAGACCUCAGGGCUAAGCGUGACCAGGAGAAGGCAGAGGCGGAGGCAAAUGGACGCAGGAUCGCCUCGGCCAAGGGAAAACGCGGUCGAUUCAGUGACGUGCACUGGAAGGAACUCCAGAAAAUGGACUCUAUUGUCAAUCACCCCAGCGUCCAACGCUACAAGACGAUGAAUAGCAAUGGCAGUAGCAGCAGCAUCGCCGGCAACGUCUCAACCAGUCCGGCUCCAUUAACCAAGGGCAUCAAGCGGACGCAAUCUAAAGCGAACCUCAACGAUUCGGAGCCUCGUAGGGGGGCUGUGACUGCUGAAUCCUCUAGGAAGCCGGCUGCCAAGUUCCCCAUCUCACCCGCCAAGCGGCAGAAUGGUCUCUUUGGAGGCAGCAGCGAUGAGGUGCCCCCAUCCGCAGUCAAGCGCGCAAGACAACGUAUCGAGGACGAUGCAUCUACCGCUCGGCCUGUAUCGAGGGAUGCCAGCAGCAUUCCACGGCCGACUACCGCCGGCAGGGAAGGCCCAAGCCUCCAGCCGCGAUCCCACACCACGGUGUCGGCGUUGAUGACCCCAACAAAAUCAUCUCUGGCCCGAUCUGUUGCUUCGGCGACAAAGCCAGGUCCGAGCGGGUCCCUCACUGCUCCCGCACCACCAGGACGUCUCAAGCCAUCAGCAAGCAACAGCAGCUUGGCCAUGGCAUCCAAGAUUGCGGCACCAGUCAGGUCACCCAGCCGAUUCGAUAGGAUCAAAUCAAUGCUUCGAGGAGGCCAGAAAGACGAUGGCCCCAAACCCGGUAGCACUUUGCCGGUUCCCAAGGUUUCUGGUCUCAAAACACCUACUGCUUCUAACCUCGACAAACCACUGCCUGCAGUGCCAGCAACCACCCCUUCUCGCAAGCUUAUGAAGCGUGUCGUCUUCACUCCGGAUUCCAAGAAGCCCGUGACCUUUCUGGGCAAUGAUCGCACCCCUUCUCCGCUCAAGUCAAUUUUAAAGUCCGGCCUGCCGAGGUCGAAAACGAUGGGCAAGCUACCUGAAGUCCACUACCCGAAUUUAGACACAGUCAUGGAUGAAGGUGAAGGCCAGGAAGGCAGCGUUCCCGCGGUGCAAUAUCCGGAUUUGCAAACUCUAACAGAUGGACCUCCCGAGCCUACGACGACUUCGGAGACUGGUGUUCUCGGAUCGGCGGUUCCUGGAACGUUUACCUUUAGAAGCGAUCGCACGAUCGAGUUCGGCGCCACCUCGCCUGUCGGCUUCGGUGGCUCGCGCGGUCAGUCGAGUGUGAGACAUGUACGACAAUCAGUCAUGGAUUCGCAGAGCCCCAUGGCGAUGCCGGGUAGCUUUCCGGACUCGGUAUCCGAGUUCACUCAUGGAGGAGGCGGUAACUCUGGCCAGCGCGAAAACAAAGAGAAUCGUGCGCCGUCGACAUUUUUGCCUGCCGUAAAGCAUGGUCUUGGUAACAAGAAGCGCCAUCGUGCGGACUCGGAUGACGAAGAUGAAGUGUCUGAGGAACGGGCAACCAAGAGGGCACGACAAAUUGAGGACGGUGAAGCACUUUUUGGCUCAAGCCGUGGUGCCAAGGGGUCUGUCAGUGUACCACCUAAGGCUCGCAAGCAACAUCCGAGAACGAUGCUGUACAGCUCGCCCAAGAAACCUUCGGAGUUUUCCGGGGUCGGUACCAAAACGCCAUCCCCCGUGAAGAGGUCGGGCAUAAGUCUCAGCCGCCUUUCCAUGCUUGCACGGCCCAAAAUGCGGAAGUGA